AUGAAGAAACGAGCACAACCACAAACUGCUAUCAAAAAACCGAAUUCCUCCCUUCCUCAGAUGAAAACAUCAAGUAAACAACCAUCGGAAAAGAGUAAACUAAAUGCUCCCUUCCUGGAGGAAUUUAUGAAACAAUUCGAGGAAGAAAAGAGAAAAAAGACGAGUGCAAAUAAAUCAAAUACAAAGGAUUUCCUAACCAUGCUUUUAAAACAACAAGAAAAGAUAAGUAAAAAAGAGGAGGAGGAAGCUAAAAAGUUAGAAAAGGAAAAGGAAUUAACAAAAAUUGAAAUUUUAGAAAAGAAACAAAAGAAUUUGGAAAAGUUAAGAAAAAAGGCUUUACCAAACGCAAAUUUCACUCCAUUUGUUUUUAAUACUUUACAGUUCUUUGAGGAUAAUUUAGAAUAUUUUGCUAAACAUACAAUUGAAUUUCAAAGACUUGUUGCUCAAUUACGUACUAAAGAGGAACAACAAAUAUUUCUCCACACUGUUUUCAUGUAUUAUUAUGUGGAUGUUCUGCUGGCAAAACGAAAGAAUAAUGAAGAACCAGAGGAAAAGAUUAAUCAACGAUAUGGAAUGUCAUCUACGGAUGAAUUAUAUUUGAGAUAUAUGCAAUCACAACAGCAAAACUCGUUAAAUAAUCAAACGACCAAGAGUUUAGUAGAUCUUAAUAUGCCUGUAAAUCAAAAACUUAUAGCAACCACGUUGAAAAAAUUUGAGCAAGGAUUCAAGGAUAGUGAGGAAUUAUAUGAUUUAGUUAACAAGUUGAAUUCAAAGGAGAGUUUAAUAGUUGACUCUUGUUUGGAAAGUCUAAAGGUAUUUGACAAGUAG
This is a messenger RNA of Naegleria gruberi, 828 nucleotides long. RefSeq lists its product as uncharacterized. The record is from RefSeq and is a predicted model, not a curated record. Bases 1 to 828 code for a protein of 275 amino acids. The transcript has a single exon. NCBI's taxonomy places the organism in Eukaryota, Heterolobosea, Eutetramitea, Acrasida, Naegleriidae.